UCCCUGUCUCCCGCAGCCCCGCUGGCCGCUGUGUCCGCUCGCGCUCGGGCUGGGCAUCCCGCCGCCGCCAGCUGCCAGCCGCCAGGCGCCGGCGCGCCCCGCCCCGCCCCCGCGCCCCCGGCCCCCCGCCCCCAAUUCCCCUGGCCGCUCCGCUGCCCAGCGCCCGCCCCCGACCAGCGCUCGCCGACCCCGGCCGCCCAGCGCCCGCCUCCGAUCUCCGAUCUCCGAGCGGGCAACGGGACGAGCGCUCGGUCUGCCCGUCUGGUCCUCGCCAGCGACGCCCAACCCUAGCAAAAUCGCCUGCUUGCGGCGCAAGCAGCCUGGGGCCCUGCGCAGAUCGGGAGGAUAGGAGGAGGGCGAGCCAGCGCGAACUCGCGGCGGAGCAGCGCCUAGAGGCCGGGGCCCCGAAACGGCGGCGCCUGGAGGCCGGCGACCCAGUGCGGGCGUGCGGCCACGCCUGGAGCCGGACAGGCGCACCGCGGAGGCGCGGAGCCGCGGACGGCUGGCUGCAGGCGGACGGGCAAAGCACAAACAGAAGCAACCAAGCAGCAAGAAGUCACGUCCGACAGCCCCCGGAACCAGUUCACGAGGCGCCACCCACGCCGUGGCAACAGCGCCGCCCUUCCCUCGCCGGCGCUGAUGGUGCCGCCGUCUCCACCUCCAGCGUCAAUCCUCUUCACGCGCCUCGUCCUCCUCUUCCUUCUUGCCGCCGCCGCGUGGGCUUCAGCGGUGCCGCCCGAGGAGUUCACGGAGGAGCUGCUCCUGCGGCCGCUCCCCGACCGCAAGGCACUGUCCCACUUUUACUUCCGCUCCUUCGCACCCCCAGCUGCCUCUGUCGGGCGGCACCACCACCUCUUCCCCAAGGCCAUCUCCCAGCUGGUCAAAAAAUAUCAUAUUAGUGAGUUGGAGCUAUCUUUCACCCAGGGAAGAUGGAACUAUGAGCAAUGGGGUGGAUUUGAUCCUAUGUCAACAAGUAAUGCAAAGCCUCCUGGUGUUGAGCUAUGGGCAGUUUUUGAUCUUCCUUUGUCUGAGAUUGAUGCAACAUGGAAGAAUCUGACCCAUACACUAUCUGGCCUGUUUUGUGCAUCCAUCAACUUUUUAGAGUCCACUUCAUUUUCUGCUCCUCGUUGGGGAUUUAAAUCAAAUGAAGGCAAUUUGCGAUAUGGUGCAUUGCCUCGUGAAGCAGUAUGCACUGAGAAUCUGACACCUUGGCUGAAACUUCUUCCAUGUCGCGACAAAGCUGGGAUAGCUUCUUUGUUGUAUAGACCUUCAAUUUACAAAGGAUAUUACCAUUCCCAGAAACUGAAACUAAGAUCAUCCCAGUCACUUGGUAUUAUUCUUGAUCAAACACUGACUGUCGUACUGCAACCAAAUACUAUUAAUGGUAAACAGCUACAUUCUAGUCACGGACAACUUCAGCCCAGCUGGUCCAUGAGACAUCUUUUCAACAGAAAGCUGUCAGGGAAAUGCCUUGUUUCUAAAUCCAGCAGAAUAUUCAUAGAGGUUGAUAAAGGUAUUGUUGACAAAAUUAACAAAUCUGGAAGUGAUCUUUCUUGGAAUAAUGAAUUCUUUGUAUUGUCCAAUGGUCCGGAUAGGUUGAUCAAAGACCUAAAUGACUUGGAAGUUCAAUCUUCUUCUAUAUACGAGUAUGAUGUUAGUAACUACAGUGAGGAAAAGCCUUUUGAUGUGGGCAUAACUUGGAAGCUUCCCCUGACAUGGUCUUGCACCCCCUCACCUUUUCAUGUAAGCAGAUUUCUUAUGGGUAGUGGAAAUGAAAGAGGGUCGAUUGCUCUGUCCUUUACAUCCACUAAUCUUCAUAAGAAGAUAUUUGGCAGCCCAAAUGAUUGCUCAAUAAAGGCAAUCAUUUUCCAGAUUGUUCCAUGGUAUGUUAAGGUCUAUUAUCACAGCCUAGAAAUAUUUAUAGAUGGGAACAGGAAGACUGUAUCAGAUGUAGUCGACAAGAUUCAUGUCACUCCUUCAGAAGACAAGCUUUUGCCUGGUACUCUGGAGAUGCUACUAAGAUUCCCUUGCAGUAUGCAGUCAGCUACUCUGACAUUGGAUUUUGACAAGGGAUUCCUGCAUAUAGAUGAAUAUCCUCCUGAUGCUAAUCAAGGAUUUGACAUUCCAUCAGCUUUGGUUAGCUUUCCUGAGUUCAACUCUGCUAGAAAUUUUCCUGAAACUGAUCCAUUACUUGGAUCUCCUUUACUAGAAAAUUUCCAGGUUUCUGUGAAGUCAUAUACGGAAGUGUUGCUCGUUCCCCUGACAACUCCUGAUUUCAGCAUGCCAUACAAUGUUAUCACCUUCACCUGCACUAUUUUAGCUCUUUAUUUUGGCUCAUUAUUGAAUGCUUUGAGACGAAGGAUUGGCGAGGAAGAGAGAGAGUUGAAGAAAACAGCCACAAUGCACGGGCUCAUCCCUCUGUUGCUAGCUAAGCUAAGGGGGCAAAAGGUUGAUGCAGCGUUGUCAGGGUCUUCACCUGAAUCGACUGGAUCAAAAAAGCUGCUAUUCAAGGUAGUAUUUGUUGCGGUAGCUGCAGUUCUGUUUCACUAUUUCUCAAACAACAGUUGAGAGUUACCAGUGGCUAGUUUCGACUAUGGAGCCACGGCGGUAGAAUGUACCAUCUGUAGUAUAUGUAUUGCCUGCCUGUAAAUUUGGCUGCAUCCAGGCAUUGUUUUGCCACCAUAGAUUCUUGAAAGCAGCAGUUGUCCCUUGAUUGCACUAGGUAUUUUUUUUCCAGGGACCCGAUACACAUUUCUGAAGUUGAUGUAACCACAUUUUUGCCGCUUUGUUUUGUGGCGUUGUGCAUUUUUAUGUAAUAGCUCACAUGAAUCAUCCAUGAACUGCGCCAGUUGCUGAUCUUGGAUUUGACCUACA
This is a messenger RNA of Panicum virgatum (switchgrass), 2874 nucleotides long. Its product is annotated as GPI transamidase component PIG-T-like. The record is from RefSeq and is a predicted model, not a curated record. Bases 640 to 2568 code for a protein of 642 amino acids. The transcript is spliced from 6 exons. Gene Ontology annotation, cellular component: GPI-anchor transamidase complex. Gene Ontology annotation, biological process: attachment of GPI anchor to protein. Lineage: Eukaryota; Viridiplantae; Streptophyta; Magnoliopsida; Poales; Poaceae.